Messenger RNA from Suricata suricatta (meerkat), 1916 nucleotides. It is a transcript of the gene FGB, whose product is annotated as fibrinogen beta chain. Gene Ontology annotation, molecular function: signaling receptor binding. Gene Ontology annotation, biological process: blood coagulation; platelet activation; protein polymerization. The transcript has 9 exons. Bases 26 to 1477 code for a protein of 483 amino acids. NCBI's taxonomy places the organism in Eukaryota, Metazoa, Chordata, Mammalia, Carnivora, Herpestidae. The record is from RefSeq and is a predicted model, not a curated record. Gene Ontology annotation, cellular component: fibrinogen complex.
UUGGAGCUUCCAAAAGUUUAAAACCAUGAAGAAUCUAUUACUGCUACUACUGUGUGCUUUUAUUAUUAAGUCACAAGCUCUUAAUGAUUAUGAUGAGGCAGAAGAAGACAGAGAUGGGGGUGUUGUGGGUGUCCGUGGCCAUCGACCCCUCGGCAAGAAGGAAGAGGCUCCCAGCCUGAGACCUGCCCCACUUCCCAUUAGCGGAGGUGGCUAUCGGCCUCGACCACCCAAACUACCAAUCAGCCAGAAGAAACUAGAAAGAAAAGCCCCUGAUGCUGGGGGCUGUCUUCAUGCUGACCCAGACCUGGGAGUGUUGUGUCCUACAGGAUGUCAGUUGCAAGAUACUUUGGUGAAACAGGAAAGGCCAAUCAGAAAAAGUGUAGAGGAGUUAAAUAGUAAUGUAGAGUCUGUGUCUCAGUCCUCUUCUAGUACCUUUCAGUAUAUAACUCUACUAAAAGACAUGUGGAAAAAUAGGCAGCAACAAAUAAGAGAUAACGAAAAUGCAAUAAGUGAGUACUCCUCAGAGCUGGAAAAGCAACGACUGUAUAUAGAUGAGACUGUGAACAGCAAUAUCCCAAUUAACCUUCGUGUGCUCCGUUCAAUCCUGGAAAACUUGAGAAGCAAAAUACAGAAGUUAGAAAUGGAUGUCUCGGCUCAGAUAGAAUACUGCCGCACCCCAUGCACAGUCAGCUGCAAUAUUCCUGUGGUGUCUGGCAAAGAAUGUGAGGAAAUUAUCAGGAAUGGAGGUGAAACAUCUGAAAUGUAUCUCAUUCAGCCUCACAGUUCUAUCAGGCCAUACAGAGUAUACUGUGACAUGACCACAGAGAAUGGAGGAUGGACAGUAAUUCAGAAUCGUCAAGAUGGUAGUGUUGACUUUGGCAGGAAAUGGGAACCAUAUAAACAAGGAUUCGGCAAUAUUGCAACUAAUGCAGAUGGGAAAAAAUACUGUGGUCUACCAGGUGAGUAUUGGCUUGGAAAUGAUAAAAUUAGCCAGCUUACCAACAUGGGACCCACAGAACUUUUGAUUGAAAUGGAGGACUGGAAAGGAGACAGGGUGAAGGCACUCUACGGAGGAUUCACUGUACAGAACGAAGCCAACAAAUACCAGCUCUCAGUGAACAAAUAUAAGGGAACAGCUGGCAAUGCCCUCAUAGAAGGAGCUUCUCAACUGGUGGGAGAGAACCAGACCAUGACCAUUCACAACAGCAUGUACUUCAGCACGUACGACAGGGACAAUGAUGGCUGGAUAACUGCAGAUCCCAGCAAGCAGUGUUCUAAAGAGGAUGGUGGCGGAUGGUGGUAUAAUAGAUGCCACGCAGCCAAUCCAAAUGGCAGAUACUACUGGGGUGGACAUUACAGUUGGGACAUGGCAAAACACGGCACAGACGACGGAGUGGUGUGGAUGAACUGGAAGGGGUCCUGGUAUUCCAUGAAGAAGAUGUCUAUGAAGAUCAGACCCUUCUUCCCACAGCAAUGACCCCCCAAACGUAGAUUUUUAUUCUUCUCUAUGUAAUAGCAUUUUUGUAUAUUAUGUCAUUGGAGUAUUCUUUCACACAUUAUAUCCCUCUAAAACUACCGAAAGGUUGUGCGUGUGACUUUUGGGGUAAAAGUAUUUAGGCUAAAUGACAUUAAAAAUAGCACACGAGUUAUUUUUGUAUUCUUCAUUUGUAUUUCUCACCGAGAAGUAACUGAAACAGUCAUUGUGGACACUGUCCAUAAUUUUAAUUUCAGUUGAUUGUGAGAAGUUUCAAAUUAGGAAGAGGAGUUUUCUAUCCUUGUUGUAGAAAAACUGUUAGGCAAACUAAAAACUUAUGUUCAAAAGCCCAUUUUAAUACUAUUUAUUUAUAUAAGAUCUGUCACCAAAAGAAAACUUUCGAAAAGACUUAUUAAUUAAAGUAAUCAUUGUUACAAAUAAA